Molecule: messenger RNA, 843 nt
Organism: Trypanosoma cruzi
Lineage: Eukaryota; Euglenozoa; Kinetoplastea; Trypanosomatida; Trypanosomatidae
Exons: 1
Coding region: 1-843 (280 amino acids)
Source: RefSeq, a predicted model, not a curated record
AUGCGGUGUGAAGCGUGUGAUUUACGUUCAGCCGUUUGCCUGGGAAGUGGUGGUGCCCACGCGUCUGUCAAGCCUGUACGUUUUUGUUAUGUCUGUGGGGCAUUACUAAGUCCUAUCGUGUGUGAGGAGAAGGCAUCGCUGCCGACUGCUGAAGGGAAUUUGGUUCAUGAAACGACGGUGCCCACUGCGAGGGAGUCCGUCUCUUUUAAGGAGAUUCAGGCUCUGCUACGGAAACGCCUGCUUGCACGGGGGGAUUCUUUUCUCAUAAGUUGCGCGCCGCUUACAUCGACGCACCAGGAGCGUUAUUCACCCAAUAUGACAUUGAAGCCGCCGCCGCCGUUAAGUUGUCAGGGGCCACCCGAGUUGGUUGCAUGGAGGACACAUUCUUUUUGCGACGAGGAUGUCUCAGGGGCCUCCGACUCUCCGUUGCUUUUUGCGCGUCUCACAAGAGUGGAGGAGGCGCUUUCAGAGGUGGUUCUGGAGUUUAACACGCGGCUUGCGCUGCUGCAAACGAAUUCUUUGCGUGACGUAAACUCCUGGAGACAACAGACAUCUGAAUUAAAGGCAGAGCUUUGUCAACGGAAAGUUGAGGUGAUGACCCUGAAGAAGCGCGUGGAGGCGUUGGAGUCUAAAUUGUGUAAGCGGGACACGACACACGACGAGGAAGCGAUGGAAGAAGAAAGGAAUCGUGAAGCGGAGCGGUGUUGGCGCUCAAAACUGGAGGAGAAGGGACAAGAGAGUUUGACUGCUGCCUAUCAUUUGUUGUGUGACACACUUGCCAUAACGCAUGAAGGCUCACGCAUUGAUGAGACUGGGCGUAAUGUUUGGUCUUGUGGGGAAUAG